GCCAUUGGCUGCGCUCUGGGAGGCGACGACGCGCUGACGUAUGCCCGGCCGUGGUGCUGCUGACGCCGGGAUGGUGGUGAGUUGUUGUCCCUGCAGCACCUGGGCCGGGCCGAAGAGGAGGAGCCGGAGCCCCCGCUGCUGCAGCCGGCACCGCCGCCCUUAGGGCGCGCUCCCCCUCCCCGGAUACCCUCGCGGCCCGGCCCCGCUCCCCCCUUCUCCGGUGCGGCUCGCAGGUGAGCGGGGCCCGGAUUUCCCCGCCCCCCCCCCCCCGCGGCUCGCAGCCAUCUUGAAACUAUGUGGAAAUGGGGCACUGGAGAUGAUUCAUCCCCUAAAGCAGUAGCUCAUGGCUCGCAAGAUGCAGCAAACAUGUCGGUGGCUGAUUUGACUGAACAGCUGACACGUACUGAACAGCUGGUAACGCAGCUCAAAGAACUUAUCAGAGAGAAGGAUAAUGAACUUCGGAAUAGAGAUAAUCAGUUAAAGGAAGAAAAAGAAGCUUCUGAAGCCAAGUUUUCAAAAAUAAAGCUGCAGAACAAAGCCAAGGUAACAUCACUAACCUCACAACUGGAAGAACUUAAGAAGCAAUUAUCAGGAUCAGAAGGACAGGAGAAAAAAGCAGAGCAAACAAAGAGAGUAUCUAGAGAUGGUGACCAGGAAAAUGCUGCAGCUAACCGUGGGAAAUUAUUAGUACUUAGACGGAGGGUUGAAGAACUAGAAUUCCAGAACGCACACAAAAAUGAAGAACUACAAAAAAAGAUUGCUGAAUUGGAGGCCCAGCGUCAGCGAGGGGCUGAAAUGGAUGCCAUGCUUGCGGAGAAGGAAAAGAAACUAGCUGAAAAAGAAGCCUAUAUCAUUGAUUUGCAGCUAGCAUGUGACUCAAGCAACGUUGCCAAAGAAACACUUACCCCUAGUGAAGAAUUAAAGAAUCAGCUGUCCAUGAAAGAGUCUUCACUGCAGAGCAUGCAGAUUCUAGUUCAGAGCCUUACCAAGAAGGUUGGAGAUAGCGAAGAAAGAUGUAGCCUACUCCAGGAACAGAUUGAGAGUCUUAAAAACCUUCAGAGCAAAGAGAGAGAUCACUUCCAGGAAAGAGAAGCCAUGUAUAUAGAAAAUAUACGCAUGUUUCAGAAUAUUAUCCAGGAAAAGGAAAAGGAACUGGUUGGACAAGCCCAGAAACAUGAGCAAGAGCUCUUUAAAUUAAUUGCUAAAUCUGAUGCCAGUGCUGAUCUAGAACAGUUACUAAAGGCAUUGAAACAGAAGCUACAUGAAAAGGAGGAAGUCAUGCUGGGUAGGACACAGGUGAUAGUCAUGCUACAGAAAGAACUGGAUGGCAAGGACCAGCUGCUGAAAGAAAUUAAUGAAAACUUGAAACGUCUUCAAUCAGAGAAGGAGAACCUCCAAUCUAAACUGGAUGCUGAGAAACAUGUAAUGAGAGCCCAGCUAAGAGACAUGAUGGAGAAACAUGAACUUGAAAUGAUGAAAGUCCAGGAGAAACAUAAUGCUGAAGUGCAUGAGAUUCAAGAGAAGCAUGAAACUGAGCUGCAGGAGAAGGACCAAGCCCUGCUGCAGCUUCAGAAACAAGUGGCAGAAUUAAGAAAUAAUGGACAGAGUAACUCAGAACAAGCAAUAGAUGUAGAUACUGUAACUAAACAAAAGAUGGAACAGCUAGAAGCUCAAGUUAAGUUGAAAACAGAAGAGGCCAGCAAAUCUGAAGCUAAAUUCCUUAAAAUGAAGGCUUGGUCCAAAUCAAAAAUCAAACAGCUGGAGGAUGAACUGAAAAGUUUAUCAUCAAAGAAUGAUGACAUAUCUGCCUUAAACAACUGUAUCUCAGAAUUAGAAAUUGAAAAGAAAGAACUACAGUCAAAACUGAAAGCAUUUUCUGAACUCAGAACUCAAAAUGAAGAACUGCUGGCCAAGCUGGAAGUCUACGAAGAGCAGCAGCGAAAAUUGCAGGCUGAUCUCGAACAAGUUACAAAGAGGGCAACUUCACAGGCCAGCGAAUCGGGCAGUGUGGAUGAGUUUCAGAGUCAGCUUUUGGAAUGGCAGGAGAUUGUACCAGAAUCAGAGGAGGUGCAUGACCAAGUCAGAGAGGAGAAAUCUGCCAUAGCCCUGAGGAUGGCACAGAUUGAAGAAGAAAGAGAAGCCAUAGUCUCAGGGCAGCAGGAACUGGAGGAGGAACUGACUGCAGUUCAAAGAACUGGCAGGCUGCAGCAGGCAAGAAGGAAGAGCAACCAGGCCAGCGGGAAACAUCAGGAGGAAUACAACUUUGAUAGAAAAGAAUGCUUUCAAGAGCUGAAUGUCACUUUGGAUAGCACUGAUUCAGCUGAAGGAGAGAACAUGGGAGGUUUGCGGACAGUAGUUGAAGAGUUGGAAUUGGAAAGAAAUCAACUACAGGAACAAAUUCUAUUCCUGGAGGAACGUUGUCAGGACUUGGAAGACAGAUUACAGCUGCAAGGCAGAAUGGAAUCCCUUCAGAGUGAAAAUGAACGUUUGCAGACCCAGCUCAGUCAACUGCGUACCCAACAAAUGCGAGAUGCAGAAAAGCACCAAGUGCUUGUUUCUAGUUUGAAUGAACAGCUUAAAGGAUUAAGUGAUAGAAAAAGCUUCCUUGAAACUUCACUUGCGGAGAAGGAACAAAAGCUGUUGAGUACAACAGAAAAGCUGGAACAGAUUGAAAAUUUGAGGAAGUUACUUCAAGAAAAAGAUCUUCUGAACAAGGAACUUGGUGAAAAGCUUGUGCAAACUGAACAGAAGCUGGAUGAAGUCUUGAAGAAGUACAAUGCAUAUGAAGUAGAGUGCACUGAACAGAAAAUAGCUAUCAAUGAUCUAACAGAAAAAGUUGCCACAUUUAAAGAAAAGACCCUGAAACAAGAUGCCAUGGUAGAAUUGAUGCAACUUGAACUUGACCAGACAAAUGAAGAACUUGACAGAUUGAACACAAACCAUUUAGAGGAGAGAUCUCAACUAAUUCAAGACCUCCAGCGACGUGAAAGAGAAAUUGACAAUCUCAAGGAAGUACUAGUGGAAAAAGACAAAGAAAUAUCUGCCCUCUCUUCCAAUAUGACUGAGUAUUCUGAACAGAUUGUCAUUCUAAAACACCAGAUCCAGUGUAAAGAAGAAGAAAUACGAGAGAUGGAAGAAGCAUUGACAAAGGCUGAAAGGGAAACCCACUUACUCAAAGAAGUUCAAACAGCUGAUAUAAGAGAUACAAGCAUGAAGAUUUCUGUACUUUCUGAGCAGAUUAAUAUAAUGGGCUUGGAACUGGAGAAAUCUAAAAGCCAGACUGAAGCUAUAACAAAAGAAAACGAGGAGUUGAUAAGGCAAAUCAGUGAGAACAGCAUAACAAUUAAGGAUCUACGUUCUGAAAUCAAGUCCAACAAGGUUACAUAUCAUAACAAGCUCAUGGAGUGUGAGUCACAGAUUACUUUACUGAAAGAACAAAUUAAUAAAACUUUGGAAAAACUACAAGAAACUGAGGCAAAACACAGGGAAGAAACUAAAUAUUUGAAAUUGCAGCUUGAUGAAAACAACUCUAUAAAGGAAAAACUUAAGAGUUUGCUUAAAGAGAAGGAGAACAAAGAACAGAGUUUUGAGAAGGAGUUAAAAUCAUUUAAAGAUUUAUACAACAAACUAGUUUUGGAAGCUGCAAAUAAAGAUGAAGAAUUGGCUAAGUUAUCCACACAGCUUGCAGAACAUAUUGAACAUCAAGAAACAGUUAAAAAAGUUUUACAAGAGAAACUAGAGACGAUUACUUCGUUAGAGCAAAAACUUCAGAUUGUUAAGCAGCAAAGUGAAGAGACUAAACAUAAAUUAAUUGGAGACCUGAAAGCCAAAGAGAUGCAAUUUGAAGAACUUAAGAACCACGUAACUGAAAGACAAGAAAUAGUUAGUAAGAUGGAAGCAGACACACAAACAAUUAUUUUAAUUAAUAAGCAGUUGCAAGCAGCUCUUGAGGGGAAAGAAAAAGAUUUGUCAGAGCAAAUAAAAGGAAAUGAAGAUCUGAGAAAUAUCAUAGAUGCUAUGCAAAAAGAAAAGCAACAAUUAGUCAGUGAAAAUGAGAGUUUGUUGGACAUGAAGGAGCGUGAGCUGUUGAAGAGAAACAAGGCUGUAGCAGAGAUGGAGAAUAAGAUAUCUGUCAGUGAAAUAGAGUACCAAAAAACACUUUCAGAGCUAAAUUAUGAUAAAGAAGUGUUAAUGAAAAAGGUUGAGCAACUUUCAACACUUGUAGAGCAAAAAGAAAAUUCAGUUACAGAGCAGCUGCUAGAGAAAACAAAGGAAUGCAAUGUGCUAACCAAUCAGCAAUCUGAAAGCAGGGAGUUGACACAACAGUUAAAUGAACAAAUACAAUCAUUCAUCAUUCAGUUGAAGAAUGCUGAAGACAGAGAAGUAGAAAAAGAAGAAAUGCUAAAUAAUAAGCUGACUGAAUGUAACACACUACUCCAACAGCUCAGCCAGAGUGAGGAAAAAAUAUUAUUAUUACAGAAACAAAUUCAAGACAUAACUGUGGAUUUUCAAGCUAAAGAAGAACAAAUCCUUCAUAAUGUUUCCUUACGUAAGCAAGUAGAGGAAAAUAAAGUUGAUAUGGAAAAGUUACAGAAUGAAGUUCAAAAGCUUAAGGAGGCAAAUAUAAAGUUAUCUCAGUCGCUGGAAGAGAGAGCUCUUAUUAUAAAAAAUCAAGAUGUAGAGCUUGAGAAUCUACAUAAGCAGGUUGCUGAGAAAACUGAAAAAAGUGCAAUGUUAAAUAAACAAGUAGAAUUACUAAGGAAAGAAGGGGAUGUUCUAAAACAUGAAAAGAAAGACAUUUCAGUUAUAUGCAGCAAAAAGUCAAGUGAAUGUGCUGAUCUUCAGUCUCAGUUGACUCAGCACCAGUCAGAAAUUGUGUCAGUUAAGCACCAAGCACACAUACUAAACCUAGAAAAUGAAAAAUUGAAAGUAGAUGUUGAAACAGUUAAUGCUACAGUAAUGAAAAAGUCAGAUGAAAUAACUGCCUUGACUUCACACAUGUCUCAGCAAGAUUAUAAUAUUUUAGCUUUGAAGCACCAAACUGAUAGCCUAACCAUUGAAAAUGAAAAAUUAAAAAUUGGUGUUGAGGAAAAAGAAGCUCUCCUUUCUGAGAAGGAAGCUUUGAUUCAGCAAAUGAAAGAAAAUAAAGUGGCAGGAGAAGGGCAGCAUUUGAAAAUAAUUUCAGAUUUGCAAAACCAGGUACAAGCUUUGAGCUCUGAAACCAGUCAGCUUAGACAGGCAGCACAAGAAAAAGAAAAUGAAUUUAAGAAGCAAGCCCAAGAUUUAAAGUUGUUUAAAGAUAAAUCUGAGGAAUCUGAUUUGCUUAGAUUUCAACUGUCUGAGAAUAUGGAGAUAAUUUCUGACCUUCAGUGUCAGCUUAAAAAUAUGAUGGAAAAAACAGCAGAAUUGAAUCAGUCAGUUAUACAGAAAGAUGAGUCUUUAAAGCAAAAGAUAGAUGAAUAUGUUAAUUUGAAAGCACACAUUUCUGAAAUACAGGAGUCUUCCUGUAUGCAGCAAAAACAGUUUGAGUCUUUGACCUCUGAAGUAGAACGGUUAAAAACAAUUGUUCUAGAGAAGGAAUUGGCUGUCAAUAAUGCCAUAUUAGUCAAUGAUAAAUUGAAGACAGAUCUUCAUGACAAAGAGAGAGAAUGUGAGGUCUUAAAGAACCAGGUUACAGAUCUGGAAGAAGCCACACUAAAACUAGAAAAAGAGAUAAAUGAUCAGAAGAAAGUAAUAAAUGAUAUUAGCCAGUCCAUGCUAGAAAAAGAAUCUUCUCUUGUAGAAAAAACAAGCCUUCUCAAAAAGCUAAGUGACAAAGCUAGUGAAGAUGAAGACAAGAUACAGUUAGUUUCUCAGCUUCAGAGUCAGAUGCAUGAACUGACACAAGAAAUACAAAAGUCCAAAGAACUGGAACAGGAAAAAGAAAAUGCUUUCUUAUCUCUGCAGGAAAAAAUUGCAGCUCAGUACGAGCAAAGAAACGCACUUAAUGUAUCACUUAGUAAGAAGGAGGAAGUUAUAGCUGGGCUACUUAAUUCGUUAAAUGAAAAAGAUGUCAGUAUACAGCUGGCAGAGAGCAACAUUUGUGCUCUUACUAAUGAGAUAGAGAUGCUUAGAGAGGAACUAGAGAAAAGUGCUGCAGCCGUGAAAAGCCUUACUAGUGUUUUGCAGGAAAAAGAUGACAAUUUUGCUAUUAACCAGAAGAAAUUUGAUUCUCUGACAGUUGAACUGGACUCUGUAAAACGUGAACACCAGAAAGCACAGGACCAAAUAAAUAUAUGGAAACAAGAUACACAGCAAAAAGAAUUAACUUUACAGACGCUCUAUAUGCAAUGCACUGAACAGGCUAAAAAUAUUGAACAUUUAAAGUCUGAGCUGAACAAUGUACAUUCCAAAUCCUCUCAAGACUGCCGUGACAGCGCUCUUUUAAUAGAGAGAUUGCAGCAACAGGUGGAUUCUUUAGCAAAGGAGAAAAUUCUCUUACAAGAGACUAUUGAUAAGUUGAUUGUAGAAAACAAAGACCUUAUUACAUACCAAAAUCAGUUACAGCAAAAAACAGAAGAAAUCCAUGAAAAACUAGAAGUCACUGAGAAUUACUCAAGAAUGCAGAUAGAUGCUGUCAAACUGAAGAUGAAGAAUGAAAAAGAGCAGUUACAGAUGCAGGUUAGUGUGAAGGGUGAAGAAGUCUCUGAAUUAAAGCUUAAAAUUGAAAAGUUAGAACAAAGUUUAAUUGAGUCAGAAAACAAGUGGGUAACAGAAUUUGAUAGGGCAACACAGCAAAAUUCUGUUCUUAAAGAGAAGCUGAGCAGUUUAGAAAGUGAAAUGAAACCAAAGGAUAGUAAAAUCCAGUCUUUACAGCAAGAACUGGAUGUUAUAAAAGAAGAGCUAACUGAAAGCCUAUCUGCAUUACUUAGUAGUAGACACUUCUUCAAAGAAAAGGAUGCAGAGACUUCAGAUGUUGGUCAGCAAGUUAGUAGUAAAACUAAACUGGAAAAAUUCUCUGCCAUGGUAUCCACUAUUCUGAGCAAAGAAACGGAAGGACAGGAAUUUCAACUGCUUUUUUUAGAAAAGGAGAAAGAAAUGGAUAUUAUAAAAGAUAAGUUAAAAAGUAUGCAUUCGAUAGAGAAAGAAAAGGAGCUGUUGCAGAAUGAUCUUGAAAAGGUGAAGAAUACCUGUCAUUAUGAAAUUGAAUGUCUGUCAGAAGAAAUGGCCACUGUCAAAGACACAUUGUAUAAACAACAGUCUCUUGUGGAAGAAAGAGAAAAAUUAUUAGCAGAAAUGAACAAGGAAGUUAAUUUGCUUCAAGAGAAGCUACAUAAAUCAGAAAAAGAACUCAAAAUCAGUCAUGAGAAGUUGAACAUGGAAGGUAAAAAAAUAGUGAGUCUCCUAGAAGAAAUGGAGAAAAAAGACCUCCGGGUAGAAAAUUUAACUUCACAGACUGACCAGCAGAACGAUAUAAUUUCUGCUCUAAAUCAGCAGCUGAAAGAAAAGGAUUGUUUUGUUGCUCAAAUCAUGGAAUCCAUGUCUAAUGAAAUGAUGAAGUUUUCUGAAGAGCGAAGUAUAUUAAACACCAAACUACAGCAUCUGGAAGCUGUUCAGAGUAGUUCAGUAGAAAAUAUUGAUAGAGUAUCCCAGCAACUUGAAGAUUGUAAGACAGAACUGCAACAUAAUCAGGUUAAAUUAAGCAACAAAGAAACUGCAUUUAAAGACUUAAUGAGUGAAAAAGAGCAGCUGCAGUUUAAUCUUGAGAAACUAGUUAAGGAAAAAGAGAUUCUGAAAAAGAAGCUUCAAGCUGCAUUGAUAAUAAGAAAAGAUCUAAUGCAAAAAAUUGGAAAACUUGAAAGGAUUGGACAGGAAGAAACAGAAAAAGAGCAUAAAAAAACAGAGGAAUUAUUGAAGAGGGUUGAUGCAUUAACACAUCAGUUGAAACUUGUUGAAACACAAAAUAAAGAUCUUGAGUCCCAUCUUGAAACUCUGAAGCAACAGCUGUUUGAGAAAGAUUCCAAGAUAAAUAACGUGAAUGAAAGUUUUUCUGCCAAAGUAACCAGUUUGGAGCAGCUUGAGGACAUUGUUGCAAAGUUAAAAGAUAUCCUUGCUGAAAAAGAAAAAGUAUCUGAGCAAAAUCUAAAGUCCAUGCAGGAAAAGGACUCUAUGCUUGCUCACAUGCAGUCUGUACUUAGUGAGAAAGAGAGAGAAUAUGGAGAGGAACGUUCUCAACUUCUUGCAACUCUUGAAAAUCUCAAGGCUGAAAUUGUAGAUGAGGAGGAAUUAUUGAAAGAUACUAAUUUGGUAGAAUCUUAUGCUGGGGACAUUGGUAAUAAUUCUGUGGAUUUCAAUAACAAAGUUACUCAGCCAGAUCAAUUAGAAGGAGAUAAAGAAAUCCUUCAAAAGAAACUUCAGGCAUCACUUUUAACCUGGAAAGAAAAUAUUAAGAAAUUACAGAGAGAAAAGAAAGAAUGCGCUAAACUUGUAGCAGAAUUUGAUGAACAAACUAAAGACUUUGAACUCCUCAAAAGAGAACACAGAGCACUCCAGAAAGUUCAUCUAAGAAAGUGUAAAGAAUUUGAUUGUAAUCGGUUGCUAAUAUACUCUCUACAGAAAGAGUUGGAGUCUCAUGUAGCAGCACUUCAAGAACAAAAAACUAUUGUCCAAAACAAGUUGGAAUCAGAUGAACAAAAAUAUGAGGUUCAAGAUGUGUUAGGAGAAUCAGAACAGGCAGUGUUUAAAAUGACAAUGAAAGACAGUGAGUUAGAGAAACUAAGUAAUGACUAUGCAAAACUUUGUGAAGAAACAAAAAAAUUAAAGGAUGAGUUGAGAGAGACAUCAGUUGAACUUGGUAAGAAAACACAAGAAACGGUAGACUUGAAGAAUUGUAUGAGUCAGCUGGAACAGCACUAUGAGCAACACAAAGACAGUCUGUACGUAGAGAUAGGUCAACUGCGAGAAAAGUUGGAAAAAUCUGAGACUGAGGUAAUGGACCUUAAAACUAUGAUUGAAAGCAUGAAUAAUGAGAAGGAAACUGUAAUUAAAAAGAGGGUAGAGGAUUGCAAGACUAUCCAGAAGGGAUCUGAAAAAUUGAAGGUUGAUCUUCAACAAGCCAAUAUACAAGUUGCGGAAAGGAAUGAGGAAAUUAAGGACCUGCAUUGUACUCUAAUGGAUUUCAAAGAUAGGUUUGAUCAGGAAAAGGAAAUACGGAAAGAAGCUGUGCAGUUACAGCUCAGUUUACAGGAAAGCCAGGAAGAAGCCAAACAUUUUAAAAUGGCCUUUGAAGACAUGAAGAGAGAGAGAGAGGAGUUCAUCAACAGUUUGGAGAAAUCCAAUGAAGAAUUACUCAAUAUGAAAAAGGAAUUAAAAUAUUUCAGCAAAGAAAACAAAGAACUGUUGAUGGAGUUAAGUAUGCUACGUGAGAAGGCUGUAGAAGCUUCUGAGGUUAGCAAUACUAUGGUAUUAUGCAAGAAAGUUAAAGAUGAAAAUGCCACUGACAAGGAACUAGUACAGUCACAUUCAGAAAUUAAUUUGCUCCAAGGGAGAUUACAAGACAGAGACAUCUGUACUCAGUCACUGGAACAUGAUCAUUCUGGGAGAGCUAAGCUAAUAGAAGGAACAAAAUAUCAAAUCCAGAAACAAACAAAAACAACUCCAGAGCAGAUGGAGAAAAAUAUAAAUGUGGAUGAGUUUCAACCACAAGAGCAAAAGAAUGCUGUUGAUGAAAAGUCCAGAGAACGUCUCCAAAGAAAGCUCCAAGCAGCCUUAAUAUCACGCAAGGAAGCCCUGAAAGAAAACAAGUUUUUGAAAGAUCAAAUUGACAGAAUAAUGUUAGAAAAAGAAAAACUGACCAAUAAAGCAUAUACCCUGGAAUGCUUGUUAUCUGAACUUGGCAGAGAAAAACAAAACUCAGAUACUAUUUCUUCAUUGUGUGAUGAGACCCUUGUUUCUGAAAAUGCUAGACUGUUAACUGAAAAUGAAAACCUAACUGCUGCAUGUGAAAGUCUGAAAUCUACCAUGGAGACUAUAGUUCAGGAGAAAGAGGCUUUUUCUUUCCAACUCAAUACGUUAAAAGAUUCUCAGACAGUUGAAUUAACAGGAUGGAAAGUUAAACAUAAUGAAUUAAAGCAGGAAUAUGAGUCACUUCUGCAAGCCUAUGAGAAUAUCAGUAGCAAAGUAGCAGAAAUGAGGCAGGUUAUUGAUGUCACUAGAAAAGAAAAGCAAGAAGCUAUUCACAGAUUCAGUGAAAGGGAAUCUGAAAAAUAUGAGCUUGAGAAACAGCUUCAAGAAGUCAUUAAUGAAAACAAAGAUAUAAAGAACCAAUUGAAACAAUUUGCUGAAUCCAAACAAUUGGAAAUUGAUGAACUACGAAGUGAAGCAGAAAGGCAGACACGUAAACAUGCAUCAAGGAUGGAAGAACACCGGCAUCGUCUUCAUGAAGCUGCUCUGCAGAGCAAGCAGCUAAUGGAGGAAAAUGAGCAAUUGAAACAUACUUCUGAAAACUUAAAGCAGGCUUUAGAGAAAACUGAGAAUGAAAAUGAGGUCCUUCAUAAUGACAUGAAUGUAACUAAAUUAGCUUUGGAAAACCUGCAAGUUCAAAUGGAAGUGUCCCAGACUGAUAUGCAGUCUAAAAUCAGUGAUGUAUUAAAUGAAAGAGAAUCAUUAUUAAAGCAGAUUGCUUUGUUAAAUGAUGAUAUUUCAGUAAAAGAGAGAAAUAUGCGUAUCCUAGAGCAGGAGAGAGAAUUGAUUUUAGAAAGAAUUAAAGAAACUGAAGAAUUUUUGGACCAGAAAAACAACUGUCUAUCAAAGUUAGAAAAUGAAUCUAGAAGUCUUAAACAAGAAAUUGUUAGCUUAAAUGAGAGAGUUAAGAUUUUAGAAGAUGACAAGCGUCUUCUACAGGAAGAACUUGAAAAUGUGCAAGAAACUUCUUACAAAGUAAAAAAUGAGAGAGAAUUUCUGGAGACAGAGUUGCUCAACCAUAUAAAAAACGUGGAUCAGCUGACAGACAGGCUGAAAUCUGCACAGUUACAAAACAGUUUGCUGAUUCAACAGUUGGAAGAUUUAAAGGCAGAGAAAUGCAGUGUGAUUAGGGAAAAAGAGGAACAACAGUUGCAUCUUGUAAAAGUAUUUGAGGAGAAAGUGAAAUGUGCCCAGAGGGACAAUAGUGGUACAAAAAACAAAACCAAAGAAUUGCAAGAACUCUUAAAGGAAAAGCAGCAAGAAAUUAACCAGUUGCAAAAAGAUUCUAUUAAAUUCCAGGAACUGAUUCUGGACUUGCAAAGAUCUGUGAAAUUAUCACAGUCAAAGAGUGAAAAAUUUGAAAAAGACUUAAAUAAUAUCCCAGAAAAGCUUGCCAAGUCAAAUGAAGAAAUACACAAUCUGAACAAAAAGCUUUCUUCCCAAAAAGCUUUACUGGAUGAUUCAAAGAGUGAACUGGAGAGGCUUACAGCUGAAAACUUAAGUGGGAAAAGAGAACUUAAGAAGAAAGAAGACCAGCUACAAAUUCAAAGGAGAGAAUUUGAGAAAGAAUUAGAGCUUGGCCUGGAGCAACUGAAAACAGUUCACAAAAGAGAAUGGUUGAACCUUGAGGAAAGACGUAAUGUUCUUCAGAGGGAGAAAGACAGGGCUGUUAGUGAGCUUCAUCAGUUGCAAGAGGAAAUCAACAUUAAGGACUCUCAAAACAAGAAACUUCAAGCUGAUUUGAAUGCAACUUUGGCCAGAUUAGCAGCUUUUACAAAAUGUAUGUCCUCUCUCCAAAAUGACCGGGACAGGGUAAUUGGUGAAAUGAAAACCUGGGAAAUACAGUUCAAAGAGGUUAUUCAAAAUAAAGAGAAACAGAUGGAUGACAGUAGUAAGAAAAUAAUGUCCUUACAAGAAGAAAUGAAGGACAAAGUGGCUCAGAUACAGGAAUUGAAGAUUAAGUAUUCCAUGUUAGAAGACUCCAAGAAUGAAAUGCACUUGCGGCAAAAAUCUGUACAUACACAACACUACAGCGAGCUGGGUAGAAUAAAGGAAGAAAAUGUGACUCUUAUCAACAGACAACAAGAAUUGGAGAUUGCUCUUCAGUCAAAAGAAGAAACUUUGCAAGCACUGCUUAAAGAAAAUAAUUCUCUUAAUCGUUUUAUAGAGAAUAGUAGUGAUGCAGGAAGAGAGAUAAAAGCAUUGGAAAGUAAUUUUGCUAGAAAAGAACAGGAAUUACAACAACUUCUAUUUGAAAAGGAGAAGACCCAUGCAGAGUUGGAAAAACAGAUUGCCAUUUCUCAGCAAAUGAAGGUAAUGCUGAACAACAAAGAUACAGAAAUUUCUCUACUGAUAUCUUCUAAGGGUGGGGAGAUUUCUGGAUAUCUAACUCAGAUACAGACUCAGCACAGAAAACAGACUAAUGAGUAUGAACAGCAGAUAAGGUCUCUGCAAAAGGAGAGAGAACAAUCUAAUGAAGCCUGUCAGAGGAUGGAAAAUGAAUUGAAAAAUCUCCAGAUGAAAGCAGACAAAGCAAUUCAAGAUAAGGCUGAGAUUGCCAGUGAAAUUGAUGCCUUUAAAAAAUCAAUGUCAUCUCUCCAGUAUGACAGAGAUGAUCUCUUUUCUAAAUACAAAGAUCUGGAGCAUCAUCACCAAAAUGUUUUAAGUCAGAAAGACAGUCUGUUAGUGAACGGUGCUAGUGAGAACGGUGCCCUGAAACAACAAUUAAGAAAACUUUUGAAUCGGAUAGAUGAUCUUCAUUCUGAAAAUGCAAUGCAAAGUGCACAACUAAUAAAGUACAGGGAAGAUCUUAACCAAGUUUUGUCAUUGAAAGAUCAUCAGUUGAAAGAGUUGCUUAAACAGCAACUGGAUAGCAUUAAGAACCUUGAACAGGAAAAAAUGGAUCUUCAAAAACAAAUCAAAGAAAUGCAGCUGAUUAAUAAAUUGCAAAAGGAGAGUACAGAAUCUUUAGAACAUGAAAAUCAAAAAUUAACUUCCAAAGUUAAAGACUUAGAGUUUCUAAUUGCAUCAAUAAACAAAGAGAAGCUAGUUUCUGAAUCUGGAGAGAAACCACAAACAAGGGGGAGCGGGCAACAUAAUCAGAAUAAAGAUUUCAAGGCUAGUGUACAACCUUGUGAAAAACUUCAGGACAAGUUUCAAGAAGUCCAGAAUGUAGUAGGCAAAAAUACAAAAGAUAUAGAAGAUAAGUACAGUAUAACAGCAUUUGAACACGAUGCUAACUUCCUUUGGAAGGAAGCUGAUGCAUCUUCAGAGAAGAGGCUAUUAGAAGCACAAUUUCAGAAUAAAAAAUUGAAAUCCCAAAAUGAGUCCUUUGGAAAAGCUAUGACUGCUUUGCAAGAUGAUAGAGACAGAUUAAUAGAAGAUUUCAAGGUACUUCAGAGUAAAUACACAUCUGAACUUAAGUCUGAAAAAAAAAGAGCAGAUGAACUUGAAGCUGACCUGAAUUAUUUUAAAUCAAAUCUCUUCAGUGUACUCAAAAAACAUGAUUUUUUGAACCCAGUGCUUAUUGGUGCUGAAAAUAAGAUCACUCUUGAUCAGUUCACUGAUGAAAUAGAAAAUUUGUGCAAGACAUUAACCACCCAAGACCUUGAGAUUACCAGACUCUCUUCAGAGUGUAGGAAUUAUGUUCAACAGAUUGAUGCCUUUUCCAAGUCCAUGGCUAGUCUUCAGGAUGACAGAGACAGAUUGCUGCAGGAGCUCAGCAAGUCAAAGGCUAAAGAAGGAGCUAGCCUUGCAUCUGUUGAGAUAGCGAAACUAAAGACCAAGGUAGAUGACCUCGAGAGAGCCUUGCAUCAGACGAAAGCCUUCCAAGAGGAAACUGAGAUACAGAUAUCAUCAUACCAGAAUGAACUAGCUGGAUUAAGAAUGGAAAAAAACCUCCUGCUGACAGAGUCCCAAGCACUACGAAAUCAGUACGAGGUGGCUGUUGCAGACAAGGACCGGCAGAUUGCAGAAUUACAGAAAUUACAGCAUGACAUGAUUGUUAAGGAAUCUGUAUCCAUUGGUAGCCAUUACCCAAUCAAGCCAUUAGAAACAGCCACUCUGGUCGGAGGUACGAACAAUCCUGAGCAAAUGAAACAUCUUUUAGCUGAAAGGAGCCAGUUUCAGAAUGAACUGCAACGCUGUCUUCAGGAGAUGCACCAGAGGGAGCUGCGUUUCCAGCAGAUGAACUCAAAGGUGAUACAUUCAGUAGAAGAGAAUGCUGUAUUGUCUGCCCAAUUGAAGGCAGUAUCUCAGACUCUAAGAGAGAAUCAACUGCGUUACACUGAUCUGCAAAAUCGUUAUCUCAGACUUGAGAGGGAAUACCAGACAGUGCAAGUUAGUUCCUUCCAAGAUACUGCUCAGGGUGAAACUAGAGCAGAAGUUCCCCCAGGAGCUCCGCAAGAGAGAGCUGCGGUUAUUGUUGAAAUAGACAAUAUGGAACUAAAUGAACUCAGAAAAAGGCUUGCAGAGACACAGCAGCAGUAUGAUUCAAUGCAACAGGCCCUGUUGCAACUGACAGAAACGCUGUCAGAAGAAAGGAGUAGGAGAGAAGCUGCAGAAGAUGCCUUAAGACUCACUGAGGAACAAUGUAAAAGACUUGAAAUGAGUAGUUACAGGUCUGUACCUAGAGAAUACACUGUUCAGAUGGAGUCCGAUGAGGAAAGAGAGGCUUUGAUCAUCAAUCCUAGCGAACAUAUUGUUGUACGUAAGAUGAAAGGAGGAGCCCUUUCUUUCAAAAGAUGGCUUCGAGGGCGAAGCCUUUACUGCUCCAAGCUGCUGACCUCCAGAGCAAAAUCCCGCUAUUUAUUCCUCACAUACUUGGUGACACUACAUGUUGUUGUUUUUCUGUGCCUCACUGGCAUUCUCUAAAUGCACUGCAAUUGCUGAGUAAAUUAUUUUCUUUUAGAUAAUGGUGUGCCAACUCAAGAUAGUGGACUUUUCACAUGCUGUUGUUAAACUAUGCACUGGACACAGUUGUAUAUAUCCUCAUUACAAUAUGUGCAUUUUGAGCUUCUUGUAAGAAGUUUCUGUAUAUCACGGUUACUCCAAAGUUGACUUGAAUUGCUCCUUAACAAUGAAAUAUUAUAUUUGCUAAAGAGAAGAUAUUCCCCUUCAGUGCAACCUAUAAAUAAACUGCUGCAUUAUAUUGUUUGGGAAUAUAUAAUAAUUGAAUACUAUUGAAUUGGGUUGUAAAUGGUAUCUUUUCUAUAUAAAUUUUAUUUUAAGAAAAUUACACUAUAAAUUUUAAAGGAAUAUCAACUAUUACUGUUUAUUAGCUUCUUGAUAAUAUGAAGAAGCUUUACAGAGUGCAAUAAAAGAAAAAAGCUGGAUUCAUUGUGGGUUUCUCUACUGGAAAUAAAACUUUAAGAACUGAA
Messenger RNA from Dermochelys coriacea (leatherback sea turtle), 15320 nucleotides. RefSeq names its product golgin subfamily B member 1-like. Gene Ontology annotation, cellular component: Golgi apparatus. The record is from RefSeq and is a predicted model, not a curated record. The transcript is spliced from 29 exons. Bases 295 to 14814 code for a protein of 4839 amino acids. NCBI's taxonomy places the organism in Eukaryota, Metazoa, Chordata, Testudines, Dermochelyidae.